Astyanax mexicanus (Mexican tetra) is the source of this 1487-nucleotide messenger RNA. RefSeq names its product gastrula zinc finger protein XlCGF49.1-like. Gene Ontology annotation, biological process: regulation of transcription by RNA polymerase II. The coding region runs from base 163 to 879 and encodes 238 amino acids. Gene Ontology annotation, molecular function: DNA-binding transcription factor activity, RNA polymerase II-specific; RNA polymerase II transcription regulatory region sequence-specific DNA binding. Gene Ontology annotation, cellular component: nucleus. Lineage: Eukaryota; Metazoa; Chordata; Actinopteri; Characiformes; Acestrorhamphidae. The transcript has 2 exons. The record is from RefSeq and is a predicted model, not a curated record.
AAAAAUAAGUAGAAGAAGAAGCUCUCAGUCCGCAGUGUUUUAUAGAGAAACAGGAUCUGAUCUGCUGCAGAAUGGAACAAAGCCCUCUCCUGCUCCCAGUAUCCAGUGUGUACUCUACGUAAAAUUGAGAGACUCAACCUGAAGAAGGAGGAAAAUCUCACGAUGUUGAAAACAGAAGAUAUUAUUAUUAAAUGUGAGGAUAUAGAGUCGAGUAUAGAGGUCGCAUCCUGUUCUACUCUUCAGAUCAGCUCAUCUCACGAACUCACAGAAACGAAUACAGUGAAAGAUGGCGUCCUCCACUGCUCGUACUGCCAGAAGAGCUUUACUAAUAAGACGAGUUUCCAACGACACCAGCUCAACCACACCGGAGAGAAACCGCAUCACUGCUCGGAGUGCGGCAUGCGCUUCAGAACACACAGCCAAUUCCAACUACACCAGAGUUUUCACACCGGCGAGAAACCGCAUCAGUGUUCACACUGCGAGAAGAGCUUCAGAUUAAAGAACCAGCUCCAGAUCCACCAGCGCAUUCACACCGGAGAGAAACCGCACCGGUGCUCGGAGUGCGGCGAGGGUUUCAGAAGUAAGUAUCAGCUCCAGGUCCACCAGCGCAUUCACACCGGAGAGAAACCGUUUUACUGCUUCGAGUGUGGACACAGUUUCAGAGACGCUAACACUCUUAAAAGCCACUGGCGCAUUCACACCGGAGAGAAACCGUUUUACUGCUCAGAGUGCGGGAAGAGCUUUUCCCAUCGGGGGAUUCUCAACGGUCACCAGCGCGUUCACACUGAGAAACCGCAUCAGUGUGCGGUGUGUAAGAGGAGGUACAGGUACUCUCACAAAUGCCACUGGGCGCCAAAUCCUGCAAAAGCUGUAAAAUAAGGACUGUAUGUGUAAAAACGUGUAUAAUGCUCUAUACAAAACUUGUCGUGGUCUACGCAAUUAUACCCUUUUAAAAAACAGUAAAUUUGAAUUAAUCAUAGAUUAGGAAAUAUAGCUCUGGAAAAAAUUAGAUCACUUCAGUUUCUGAAUCAGUUUCUGUGAUUAUGAAUUUCAUAUUCAUAAAGUUUUAAGAGUUCAGAAAUAAUCAAUAUUUGGUGGAAUAACCCUGGUUGGUUUUUAAUCACAGUUUUUUUAUGCAUCUUGGCAUCAUGUUCUCCUCCACCAGUCUUACACACUGCUUUUGGAUAACUUUAUGCUGCUUUACUCCUGGUGCAGAAAUUCAAGCAGUUCAGUUUGGUGGUUUGAUUGCUUGUGAUAAUUUGGUAAAUCAAAGAAAAUCAUAAUUUUUAAGUGCCCUCUUAUUUUUAAAAUACACAGUCACUACCAGUCAAAAGUUUUAGAACAGCUCUAUAUGAAACUGAGACUUAGUCCUGUAGAAUAUGUAUGUUUUGUUUUAAGUCCCUUGUUCUUUGUUUUGUUCUAUAUAUAUUUUCUAUUUUCCCCUAUUGUACUGUACGUUAAACCUCUAUGAGAUUUUGUAUUCGAUG